This is a messenger RNA of Vespa velutina, 2764 nucleotides long. Its product is annotated as ras-related protein Rab-30-like. Gene Ontology annotation, molecular function: GTP binding; GTPase activity. NCBI's taxonomy places the organism in Eukaryota, Metazoa, Arthropoda, Insecta, Hymenoptera, Vespidae. Bases 809 to 1426 code for a protein of 205 amino acids. The transcript is spliced from 5 exons. Gene Ontology annotation, cellular component: trans-Golgi network. The record is from RefSeq and is a predicted model, not a curated record.
AGUAAAGAAGAUAUUUUCAUGAGAGUGUGAUUUUAUCUCAGUGGUAAAAGAAAUAUAAAUUUAAAUGAUUAAUUAUUUUGAAUUAAUCAGUAAUAUGGAUUUUCAUAUAAUUUCUAUAUCUCAAUCUUACAUAUAGUAUAUUAUCCUUUCAAUAUAAUGAGUCAUCCAAUCUAUAUAUCUGUUUUAUUGGCUAUCAUAUAAAAACAGCUUUGAAAAUAGCUUUAACUCGUAUACCAAAUAGUAACGAUUGCCAAUUAUAAAAUAAGAAUCAGGUUUGUCAAUUCUCUUCUAUCGUGAAUUUCAUUUAUUCAAUCCGUGUACACUUUAGUAAUAAAAACACUUUUAUCUGUCGCGUCGUAUAUGCAUUUAUAUCUUUGUAUGUAUGUAUUGCAUACUUACGUGCAUAUUCGUGUAGCGCACGUGUGUGUGCAAUUAUAGAAAGCGCUCAUUGAGAUCUAGUAGUAACAACUAUAGAUAAAACAGUCAUUUUGACAGAAUGGCCGAGUGUUCUAAACCUGUUGUAAGACAAAUAUUAAUCGUUCAUUUCUUUGAGUUCCACAGAAUUAGAACACUAGAGUGAAUUAAUUAAAUAAAAACUAAUUGUACAUAUACGAAUGAUCGUGAUGCAUUUUCAUUCGUGAUAUCAAAAGGGUGGAUAUUGCGAAAUUCUUUCUCAAAGUAUGUUGUAAUUCGAAGGCAACCGUCAAGGUAAUCGGAAAGUGUAGAAAGUGCGCGUGUUAUGUUUGCAAAUGUAUAGGUAGACUCGCUUUUGUAAAACCGUUUUGGGAUAAAUCACGGUGCAAAUGUGAUGGAGGACUACAAAUUUCUUUUCAAAGUCGUCCUGGUGGGCAAUGCCGGUGUUGGAAAAACUUGCCUUGUACGAAGAUUUACGCAGGGUUUAUUUCCUCCAGGUCAAGGUGCAACAAUUGGUGUAGAUUUUAUGAUUAAAACUGUGGAAGUAGAAAAUGAGAAAGUCAAGUUACAAAUUUGGGAUACAGCUGGACAAGAAAGAUUUCGUUCAAUAACUCAAAGUUAUUAUAGAUCUGCUCACGCUUUGAUUUUAGUAUAUGAUAUUUCAUGUCAACCUACUUUUGAUUGUUUACCUGAUUGGUUAAGAGAAAUUGAAGAAUAUGCAAAUAAUAAAGUUUUAAGGAUAUUAGUAGGUAAUAAAAUAGAUCGAGAGGAUAGGGAAAUACCAACGCAUGUAGGUGAAGAUUUUGCACAAAGACAUGGAAUGUACUUUUUAGAAACAUCAGCAAAAGAGGCAGAAAACGUAGAACGAUUAUUUAUGGAGAUAGCUGCCGAGCUUAUGGAUCAAGCACGUAGUAAGGAAUUACCUAGAUAUGAAACAAAUGCAACUUCCAUAAAUGGAAAGACUACAUCAAUUGGUGAUACUAAUAGUUGUGGUUGCAGUCGUUUUUCUUAAAUAUUUGUGGCAAUCGUAUUAUGUCAUUUGUAUGAAUGCAGAACUGUCGUCAGUUAUUGGAUAUUUAUAUAAUAGAAUAAGAUUAUACGUUUUUCAUCACAUAUAUUAAAUGCAAUACUAGUCGAUGUUUCACAGCUCAGACAAUAUUAAUCUAUUCGCACACUUGAUAUUAUAUAUUAGCAAAUAGCAAAAACACUAUAUACUAUUUUAAUUAUUAGAGUGAAUUGAUUUUUAUAAUGUUAUAGUUAGUACUUUCUUCAAUGGCAGACUAUCAGAUUAGUUAAAUUUUUAUAAGAAUACUCUUUGUCUGACUGAUCUGUCAUCAUUUUUAUAAGAUUUUGGUUGCUUCAAAAGUACAAAUAGUUAUGUAUGAAUUUUGAUGGAUUUUUAUAGAGAAGAUAAUGUUUAUGCCCUAAAACAACAAUACUGACAACUUUUUAGAUUAAUGUCCAAUGUGCAAUACAGAUGUGUGCUUACUAUGCUAAUUUUAAAAUUAAGAAUUAACUUGAACAUAUAAAUAUUUAAAUAUUUCAUAGAGUACUCACGAAAUAUCAAUAAUAUGAUUGAGAUAAAUUUUUCUCUAUUAGACAUUGUUAUAAAUAUAAAGGACACAUGUUCUUCAUUGUUUUAUUACUGAUAUUUGGGUAAUCAAAGUUUUGUUACAUUUAUUCCAUAUUUUAAUCAUGUUUUCUCAUCAUAGUUUAUUAUUAAUUCUGUUCACCUAUUGUUCAAUGUUGUAUCAUAAAAAUUAUUUACAAAGUAUUAACUUUGAUAAUGCUAUCAAAACUAUCUAUUAAUUUGUUUAGGUCAUUACUCUAGUCUCAAGAUUUGCUUCUUUUACAGGUUAGGUAUAAGGAAUCUAAGACUACUAAAAUUUGUAUAAUUUUUCUUUCUCAUUAUUACAUUAAUCAUAAUUUAUUUAUUUUCUCCUGUUAAUUCUUUUGUUAUAUUUUAUUUGUAUAAAUUGAAUAAUACAUAUUUACAUCAAUUGCAAAAACAGAAGAAUAAGAAGGGCUGCAUUUUUCUAAAGAGUACUAUUAAAUAAUAAUGAAUUUAUAUAUUACUAAAUUGCUUUUUAUAUUGAUAAUUUAUAUGCUAUAUUGUUGAAAAGUAUUGUGACCAAUACAAAAUUAUUUCAUUCCAUUUUAUUUUUUGGUACAAAAUUGACACAUUAAUGCUAUGCAAAUAAAUCAGAUUUUUUAAAAUUUAAUAAGCUUGUCAAUAUCAAAUAAUUUUAUUAUUAUAAUAAUAUGCUAUACAAUUUUAUAAUGCAUGAAAUAAGUGCAUAUUUGAGUAAAUGCUAAUAAAUACAUAUCAAUCUGUCAUGUCUCCUAGGAA